Thrips palmi is the source of this 1489-nucleotide messenger RNA. RefSeq names its product zinc finger protein 414-like. The record is from RefSeq and is a predicted model, not a curated record. The coding region runs from base 84 to 695 and encodes 203 amino acids. Lineage: Eukaryota; Metazoa; Arthropoda; Insecta; Thysanoptera; Thripidae. The transcript has 4 exons.
UUGUCAGACCAUCGUCAGAAGUCGUCCGCAAUGGAGCCAGACUGAUUCCCCUGGUGCAGCGACUGCACCUGGAGUCCGCCCUGAUGCAUCGCAGAUUCAAUGUCAACGGCGUUGGGAAAGGCGCCCGGCGUUUGUCUGCUGAGAAAGGGUCCACUGCGUGUGCGUCACGCCGCCUCGCCGUGAAGCCCGACUUUGGGAUGAGGCACUUCGGCGCUCGCGGCCCUCUCCUCAAGUCGCUGCCGACGCCGCAGGAUCCGCCGCCGUCCGUGACCCCGCCUCGCGAGAAUCCGUCCGUCUCCGCACCGUGCGAUCAGGAGGCAGCCGGGCAGGACGCUGCCGCCCAUCUGCAGCCGAGUCUAGGAAGCAGGGAUUCAUCUGAGGAGUCCGAGGCGGCCGAGGACGAGGCCGCGGGUCCCGCCAACCGGGUGGGCUGGUGCAUCACGCCGGGCUGCGACCUGGAGUUCGCCUCGUGGGCGGACCACGUUGAGCACCAGCGGGAGGUGCACUGCCUCGCCUUCCGCAGCUACCUGUGCUCGCUCUGCCUGGACUGCGUCAGCAUGUACCCGCACAUGCGUCGCCACGAGCUGGUCGCCGAAGACUUCCAGUGUGCGUCCUGCUCGGCGCAGUUCGUCGACUUCAAGAGCCUCCACCGCCACGGGCUUCUCUUCCACCGGCUGGAGCCGCAAGACGACUAGGAUGCUCGUUAUUCUGUUUGUUACAAGCGUAACUGUCUAGUUACAAAAGUAACUGUCUGCUAAGUAUACGCUUACAAAUGCGUGCUCGCAAGUACACACUUACAAACGCUUACUUUGCCAAAUACACAAGUACCAAUUGCCUACUUGACAAGUUCACACUUACGCAUUUGUAAGUGUGAACUUGCCUAGCAUGCAAUUUGUAAGUGUGAACUUAGCCAAAUACGCGUUUGAAAGUGUGUACUUGCAAGCAUGCAUCUGUAAAGGAGUCCCUAGCAGACAGUUAAGUUUACAGUGAAUUUCUUUCCUUUUCGUCAUUUUCUUCUUGGUUCAGUGUGUAGACUUAAAAAGCCUACACCGCCACGGACUGCUCUUCCACCGUGGAGCCGCAACUGCUGCCUUGACCAAUAGAAUGGUCAAUAUUUAAUGUAUUAUUUCUUUUCUUUUUGUAGUUUCAUUCUUCAUUUUAUGUUGCGUACUUGGGUAUGUUAUGCAUCAUGUUUGUGAUUUAAGAAGGAAAUGUUGGUCGCGGUGUGUUAAUUUGGGUGGGGACAAAUACAAGUUUUUUUUUUGUUUUGUGGUGCAAUGGCAUUUCAGCCGCAAUCAUUGGCACCUAACACUUGUUUAAAUUCUAUGUUAACUGCAUUGUGUACUAGGUUGACACCUGAAGUCGUUCUUUUUGUUUGUUGUGUGGGUCAAUGGCAUCCAAUCUUAAAUAAUUGAUACAUGUUUAAUUUUCAUGCAAACAAUGUUGUGUACUUGGUUUUGAAGUCAUAAAUAUUAUUUUGCACACUGAA